AUGAUUAAAGCUGCCAAAAAUGCCUACGAUAAAAACCAAAUAGAUAACGCACAAAAAAACACUAAAAAGCUGUGGGAAGCUAUUAAAUCCAUCACAAACACAUCCAAACUAAAAUCUUCUGCCGAUGCUCUUGUAUCUGCUACAAAUCCAACACACUCUGUUAAUGAAGUUAAUGGCUACUUUGCAAAUAUAGGUCGUACAUUAGCGGAAAACAUUUCUACAUCUCAUGCUUUACCUCGCCCUUCAACUGUCAACGAUACCUCCUUUCCUAAUUCAUUCGCCCUAUUAGAAACCGAUGAUAUUGAGUUGAAUAAUUUGAUUGAGAAUCUGAGAGAUGCAUUCAAAUUAGCAGUAGUACUUCCUAUACACAAGGGCGGCGACAGGUAUCGUCUUAACAAUUAUAGACCCAUCUCAAUCUUACCAACCCUGUCUAAGUUACUUGAGAGGCUUGUGAACAGUAGGCUGGUCAAGUUUCUUGAAAUAAACAGCAUCCUCUCCUGCUCUCAGUAUGGUUUUCGUUCCGGACUCUCUACAGGCCACGCAGUGCUAAACCUCACCAACUACAUCAUCUCUAACUUGGACAGGCAUCAGAGGGUCAUAGGUAUCUUCCUGGACCUAGCUAAGGCGAACUGGCUUCUUGACAUGGACUAUGAUAGCACUGAAGAAUUACUGCACGUUUUAUCUUAA
This is a messenger RNA of Spodoptera litura, 687 nucleotides long. Lineage: Eukaryota; Metazoa; Arthropoda; Insecta; Lepidoptera; Noctuidae. The record is from RefSeq and is a predicted model, not a curated record.